UAACUUAUUGUGGUGGUAUGUUUAUGCCUUUUAAGGCUCCAGUUAACAUAGCAUGCUCUUCUUAGGGUUAUAAUCUAAUUGUUCAUCAUUUGUUUCUGGUUUAUAUUGCUUACGUUUCUUUCUCUCUUUCUUUUUUUACAUGCUGGCUUGGGUCACCCUUGGUAGAGCACAGUUAAACUUUGGGGAACCUGAUGGUGCCAUUGAAAGUUUUGAUAAGAGCAUUGGCAGUCAAGGUACAUAUUGAAAGGUUGUCAUUUUUAAAUUCCCCAACAGUUUUGCUGCUGUUCCUUUUCCUUUAAUGGUUAUAUUCUUGAAACUCUGCCCUUUCUUAUUUUGGGGUGAGUUACUGCCCUGUUCCACUGGCUGAGUAAUUGAAUUAUGGGUGCAGUGGUAGGAAAUUAAAUCACCAGGAAUGGUAAGUUGCAAUAGAUAAUUUUGAAAGAAGUAUAUUUUCUUUGGGGUAAGAGAAAUUAAUAAUGGUUUAAAUCAGAAGCUGAAACAUCUUGAAACAGUUUGUGUUUUAGAAAAUUAAGCAGACUAUCUGAAUUGUUUGAUACUUUGUUUGAGAUUUUGUUAUAGUUAAUGUCUCAAUGCAACUUAAGCCAUAGUAAGGAAAAAGUACCUUCUGAGUGCUCAAAAAGUCUGAAGCUUAGUCGGUGCUUUUCAAUAUAUAUAUAUUUUCUACUUUAAUAUUUUAAGUACCCUUGACUUGAAGCCUGAUUCCAUGGAGGCUCAAGAUUGUAGAAAAACGGCAUUACAGCUUGUGAAGAGGAGAAAGUAGCUUCAUUCAUCUGGCUUGCGUACCACUAAAAGCCGUUACAUAGUUGGUGAUGAAGAAACCUCUUGAAGGAACAUGAAGAGCAAUCAGGGCAGAUUGUUUUUGUCUUCAUGUAUGAUUUCAAAAUAUUGUUUGUGGCAGGAGCACAAAAGAAUAUUUGAAUCAUGAAGAGAGCUGAUAUGGUAAUCCACAAUAACAGUCAUCAUGUGACUGUGAGAGCGUUCGCAGCACAUGUUAGACACUUUUGUUGUAAAGGUUCGAAAUUUCUAAUGGAGGAAAGUAUUAAUGAUAAACCUAUAUGUUUGAAAGAUGUGUCUGUAACAUGUUAUUUAUGUUAAUACAAUAGAGGUAAACUA
Molecule: messenger RNA, 1134 nt
Organism: Rubroshorea leprosula
Lineage: Eukaryota; Viridiplantae; Streptophyta; Magnoliopsida; Malvales; Dipterocarpaceae
Source: the annotation of a GenBank genome assembly